Suricata suricatta (meerkat) is the source of this 2024-nucleotide messenger RNA. It is a transcript of the gene C11H11orf68, whose product is annotated as chromosome 11 C11orf68 homolog. The transcript is spliced from 2 exons. NCBI's taxonomy places the organism in Eukaryota, Metazoa, Chordata, Mammalia, Carnivora, Herpestidae. Bases 572 to 1327 code for a protein of 251 amino acids. The record is from RefSeq and is a predicted model, not a curated record.
CUGGGGCUGUGGGCGCUAAUGGCGGCGGGCCGGAGGCUGGCCCGAGGCUGGCCCUUGUUGUAGGCUCUUAACAAGCCUGCGUUCCUGUCCGGCCACCGCCCCAUCGGCCUUGGACAGGUCACUGUCUUUUCAGAGCAUCAGUGUGCUCGUCUUCAAGCGGGCCCGACAAGUGCCAGCCUGAGAGGUCUGGCCCUACUGGGCCUGCCUCGAUGCUGCGUGGACGUGCGCUUCUUUGCCCCUCUCCGUUAAAUCCCAGUGCUCGGGAUUCCUACCAGUUACUGGCAGGACCCGGUGGUGGUGUCGCUGGGCUGAUUGCUCCCACACCUGAAUUCCUGUUUCGGCCCUGCCACUCACUGCAGGUGUGACCUUGGGCGCAUUCCACCUCCGCUGCUUACUUCUCAACAGCCCUGGGAGACAGGAACAGUUGUUGUCCAUUGUAAAGAUGAGGCAUCCGAGGAAGUCAAGUCUUGCCCAAGGCCGCAGAGUUUGAGCUUAUUAGCUGUAUCCGCUGGGGCUCAUCAAGUUGUCCAUCUGUCCUGGACCUUUCCUAACCGAGUUCCUUCCCAGCAGGAUGGAGCCAGGGGAAGAAAUGGAGGAGGAAGACUCUCCAGGCGGCCGUGAGGAUGGCUUCACUGCUGAGCACCUGGCGGCAGAGGCCAUGGCGGCCGACAUGGACCCCUGGCUGGUGUUUGAUGCCCGCACCACGCCUGCCGCUGAGCUGGAUGCCUGGUUGGCCAAGUACCCGCCAUCCCAAGUUACUCGCUACGGGGACCCUGGCUCACCCAACUCUGAGCCUGUGGGCUGGAUUGCAGCAUAUGGGCAGGGCUAUGUCCCCAACUCCGGCGAUGUGCAGGGCCUGCAGGCAGCCUGGGAGGUUCUGCAGACCAGCGGGCGGCCCAUCACGCCGAGUACCCUGCGGCAGCUGGCCAUCACCCAUCACGUGCUCUCUGGCAAGUGGCUGAUACACCUGGCACCUGGCUUCAAGCUGGACCACGCCUGGGCUGGCAUUGCUCGGGCUGUGGUCGAGGGCCGGCUUCAGGUGGCCAAGGUGAGCCCACGGGCCAGGGAGGGUGGGCGCCAGGUCAUCUGUGUUUACACGGAUGACUUCACGGACCGCUUGGGUGUUCUGGAGGCAGAUGCGGCCAUCCGUGCGGCGGGCAUUAAGUGCCUGCUCACCUACAAGCCUGACGUCUACACCUACCUGGGCAUCUACCGGGCUAACCGCUGGCACCUCUGCCCUACUCUCUAUGAGAGUCGUUUCCAGCUGGGGGGCAGUGCCCGCGGCUCCCGAGUGCUGGACCGCGCCAACAACGUGGAGCUGACCUAGUGCGGCCAAGUGGGGAGGACCGCUUUCCACCUCCUCCCACACCAGGGAUGGAUCGUCCCGCCUCCUCCUCUCUGUCCCAAAGAGUUCGAGCCCCCCAACUCUGAGGUCUGGGUCACUUGGGAACUGCCUGCAUCUUUGAUCCCUUUGAACACUUGUCCUCUGUUCAGGGCUGAUUCAAGUCCCCACCAGCUGGAGGCUCUGGCUCCCUGAGGGCCGGGCUCUCAGCCUCUCUCUUCACUGCUGCUCCCCUCGGUCACACAGGACUACAGUCUGGGUACAGCUUUCCAGGAGGAGAGCCUUCCUUGGCCGCCCUCAUGUCCAGCUGACCCUCCCUCCCCUCCUGCAUUCCUUCCUUCUCCUCCCUCCCAAGAGAGAAAAAUCAGUGCUUCCAGUCCCUCUUGGAUCCUUCACAGUCCAGGAGGCAAAGGCCCUGCAGGCCUAAGCAUGCUAUUUCAUUGGGGGGAGGGGGUGAUUGUAUCCACUCAGCCCUUUGCAGACAGAGGGGCUGCCAGGGCCAUGGACCUGGGGCCUGCCCCUUCCUACCAUCUCCCACCGCCUGCACCACCUCCCUCCUUCCCUCCCUCCCUCCCUCCCUCCUUCCUUCCUUCCGUCCGUCCGUCCGUCUGUUCCUCCGUCCUUCACUACCUUGACAUGUGCCUGCUCCUGGCAUUUCAAUAAAGCCCAGUUUGGUUCUGUG